AUGGCAAAAGAAAAGUCAGAAAAUGUGCAACAAGCCACAAGUAAACUGACAUUAUUAUUUGUAGCUAUUGCUGGGGGCAUCGUGGCUAUAUGUCUUCAGCCAUUAAUAAUUUUAUUGUGUGCACAUCUUGGCAUAACGAUUGCGCCAAUAUCAUAUCAAGAAGUAUCUACUAGAACAACUCCCGAACAAAUACCAUUAACAACAACAAUCGCCACUACUAACAAACCACAAACGACUACCAUAAAAACAAUCGUAGUAAAAAAUGAUCCAACUAUUGAUGAAGAACCUAUAUUAUUAAAAAAUGAACCGAUAACUAUAAAAUUUCCUGAAUCAACAACGACGACGACGACGACGACGACGACGACAACAGCAACAACAAAAAAACCGAAAUCAUCAACGACAAAAACAAGCACAAAAAAAGUUGAGCAAUCAGAUGAAACAUCAAAAACAGCUAAGUUGGAAAAAGAACUUUCACAACCGGAUAUCAUCGAUGUUACAGGAAGAAAUAAAGAAAUUCCAGAGGAAGUUAAAAAUUUCAAACCAACUAGAAUAAACAUGAUAAAAACGAAAAAAUUAUGGAUACCUAUUCCGAACUCUAACGGUGGUCAUCGUCGGGUACCGCCUGUUGCUAUUCGUGCUGGUAAAGAGCACAAGAGUAGUGUCAAGCAUUGGCUAUUUGAAGAAUUUCUUUCACAUGAUGAAUGUGUAAAUCUAAUAAAAGUUCAUAAAGAACAUGUGAAAAAAAUGAAAGAAAUCGAUCCAAUUAUAUGUUUUGAUAGUAUUCAAACGUUACGUAAACAUCUAAAAGAUUUAAAACCGAAUACAGAACUUCAUGUUACACCGAAUGACUUUACUAAAGGCACGACAUGUGUAAAUGCAACAUUUUCAUCGACACUUAAACAGUGGGGAUUAAAAUGGUCGUACUCAACAGCAUUUUAUCUUGGUGAAAGUCCAUUUUCAACAACAUUAUCAAAACGUAUCGAAGACGCAACUGAAUUACAAUCAAAUCACGGUGGUAAAUUUCAAAUAACAUCAACAGAAAAAGGCGUUGGUUACAAAGCUCAUCACGAUUGUACUUUGAAUGGACUGAAACAAGAUCGUUAUGCUACAUUUUUAUCGUAUUUAAAUACUGUAAAGAAAGGCGGCGAAACUGAAUUUCAAGAUUUAGAAAUAAAAAUUAGUCCAAAAGAAGGUCGUGCUAUUGUAUGGAAUAAUAUGAAUGCAGAUGGAGUCUGUGAAGAAAAUAGUAUUCACUCAGCGAAUAUUGUUGAAGAUGAAGAAGAAAAAUUCGUUAUACAACGAUGGUAUUAUUAUGAAGAUUUCUAUUCACUUGGUAAACGUCCACCAGAACCAAAUCAACCAGAACGAAGUUCAGGUCAAGCACGUGUCUCAUGUGACGAAUAUGACAUGGGAAGUUGUCGUGCUUAUGACGAAUGGAAUUACGAUCAUUUAUUGAAAUAUCGCAAUGUCAACCAUAAUCUUGUCUAG
Messenger RNA from Rotaria socialis, 1488 nucleotides. Lineage: Eukaryota; Metazoa; Rotifera; Eurotatoria; Philodinida; Philodinidae. The record is from the annotation of a GenBank genome assembly.